This is a messenger RNA of Fusarium mangiferae, 999 nucleotides long. RefSeq lists its product as uncharacterized. The record is from RefSeq and is a predicted model, not a curated record. Gene Ontology annotation, cellular component: ciliary inversin compartment. Gene Ontology annotation, molecular function: protein binding. Gene Ontology annotation, biological process: protein localization to ciliary inversin compartment. NCBI's taxonomy places the organism in Eukaryota, Fungi, Ascomycota, Sordariomycetes, Hypocreales, Nectriaceae. The transcript has a single exon. The coding region runs from base 1 to 999 and encodes 332 amino acids.
AUGGCAUCCGAGUGGGCAGGUGCUGAGGUGAUCGAGAGGCUCGUUAACGGUGGCGCAGAUGUCCAUGCCCAAUUCACGAAAGACUCGCUGCAACUACGCCUGUACGACGAGCAAGAUUAUAUCGUCGACAACAUCACUGCAAUCCACAUGGCUUCUUUUCGUGGCAAUUUUCUUGCUCUGGAGACUCUACUCGCCCAUCAUGGGGACGCUAUCAGCGACCUGGAAAUGGUGUCCUCUUGUGAUAGUCGAGGGAGUACACCUCUUCACUGGGCUACACGGACUAAGCUGUUUAACCCCAAUUCAUACGAAAGAGCACAGAACAUCAAAGCAACCAUCGAUCUCAUUUUGGAUAUGUGUGCUGGAAUAGUUAACAUUCAAGACGCUGAAGGGAACACAGCCUUACACUACGCCUCUCAAUACUUCGGUGGAAAUGGAGAGGUCUUUAUGUCAAUUUUUGAAACGAUUUGCGACAAGGGUGGAGACGCAAGUAUACGCAAUGCUCGGGGAGAAACGCCGCUUCAUACUGUGCUCUCCAGUGCAGAAGAGACAAUCGACCACCAGAUCUUAUCUCUCCUGCUUAUCUAUGGCGCAAAGAUCAACGAUAUUGAUCAUGCUGGAAAUACCCCUCUACAUAUUGCAGCUCGAAGACUAGAUAAUCAUGGCGUAAUAGCUUUCCUUAUAACACAGGGCGCUGAUACUGCUAUUCGUAAUUCCAAAAAUGAGACACCUGUCCAUUUAGCCGCUUUCGGGAAUGUACUCACCUCGGGUAUGGCAGAGAAGGUUGAGACGCAAAAUCUGGUUCUCGCAACUCUAAUAAGCGCCGGAGGAAUUGGGCUGAUGGAUCUUCCCGAUGCAAAUGGAAAAACACCAAGGGAAAUCUGCAAGGAGCGGAGAAGUAACUGGAAGAAAGAUGAGGACAGGGACGGUCUGAUAAACAGACGCCGUGAACGAAAUCUGGCAAGUGCCACAACUGUUAAUCCCGGAUGUUAUCAUAAAUAA